UACACGCGUCCUCACUAUUGACCUUGAUUAACGACCUCGUAAUAAUCACACGACCACUCGUCACUCUAAAAUAGCGUACAAGGUACCCGCCGAUAUCUAGGCUUCAUUCCUCAGUCGACGAUGGCGUCCGCAUCAGGGAGUGUACACCGCGAACCGGUGGUCAGGAAUCUGUGUAAACUACAGGAGUUGGCCACAAAACAUGGCGUACCCGAGGAAGUCAAACAGCAGAUUGAUCACUGUCUCCGCGUUGUACACGCACGCGAUGAGUACUGUGACAAGAUGUCGUCUGCGGCCAGUGAACACGUGACGAGUCUGAUCGAGCAAACCGAAAGCCAUCCGUGGAAGGACUUACAUCAGGCCGGAACAAUCCCUUUCCUGGGUUCCGGGAUGGUUUCCGGGAAAUUAGAAGGCAAUUUUCUGAAGACUCUCAUAAGUAUGAGCAAUGCAAAAAAGGUGCUAGAAUUGGGCCUGUUUACCGGAUGUGGCGCACUGACAAUAGCGGAAGCGCUUCCGGUAGAUGGCAGUGUGACGUCGUGUGAAAUAGUGCCAUAUGUGCAAGACCUUGCUCGAACCUUUGUGGACAAAUCUCCACACGGAAAGAAGGUCAUAAUAAAGGGAGGGCCGGCGUUGAAGUCAAUUGAAGAAAUGGCUGAUGCUGGAGAAAAAUUUGACCUAGUUUUUAUUGAUGCGGAUAAAGACAACUAUCUGAACUACUACAAGGUAAUCAUGGACAAGGAUAUGUUGACGGCCCGGGGAACGAUCCUAGCGGACAACACGCUGUUCCAAGGCUCGGCGUACUGUGAUGAUCACAGGAAUGAAAGGGCGGCCGUUAUGGGGAAAGCCAUUCGGGAAUUUAACGAGUUUGUAACCCAGGACAAACGGGUGUACCAGGUAAUCGUCCCUAUAAGAGACGGGGUGACGAUGAUACGGCGGUGCUCGGACGUGGAGGGAACUGUUUAAAACAUCUGCGAUCGGAAUGAGGAGACAGUGGUUGUACGUUGAUGUGUGACUCGGUCUGACUGAUUCAGAUGUGAAUAUUUUUAUACUGAUGAUACAAUGGCUACUAAACUGGCCUCGACACAGCUACAGGAUAUUUCACUCAGAGUGACAUUUAAGCAGCUGUCUGAUUCAGACGAAUUGGUGUGGUAUUAUUUAACAAAACUGAAAGUUUACAAUAUGUUAUAAAGUUAUAAGUCUAAGAAGAAUAUUUAGAUAUCGAUGAAAGAACACAAAUAAUCAAAGAAUAGCUCUUGUACUCUGGGCCCCAUCGUCUCUGUAAAACACAAGGAUUGUAUUCAUGCUAAAGUGGACCAAUAUUUUGUGUAUAGUUCAAAACGACAAUUCCGCAUCUUAACAAUGUUUGUUAUGAAUAAACUACUUUUGAAUGAU
Messenger RNA from Pecten maximus, 1389 nucleotides. RefSeq names its product caffeoyl-CoA O-methyltransferase-like. Bases 121 to 960 code for a protein of 279 amino acids. The transcript is spliced from 6 exons. NCBI's taxonomy places the organism in Eukaryota, Metazoa, Mollusca, Bivalvia, Pectinida, Pectinidae. The record is from RefSeq and is a predicted model, not a curated record. Gene Ontology annotation, molecular function: O-methyltransferase activity; S-adenosylmethionine-dependent methyltransferase activity.